Messenger RNA from Anguilla rostrata (American eel), 7090 nucleotides. RefSeq names its product run domain Beclin-1-interacting and cysteine-rich domain-containing protein-like. Bases 2005 to 5595 code for a protein of 1196 amino acids. The record is from RefSeq and is a predicted model, not a curated record. Gene Ontology annotation, biological process: negative regulation of autophagosome maturation; negative regulation of endocytosis. The transcript is spliced from 20 exons. Lineage: Eukaryota; Metazoa; Chordata; Actinopteri; Anguilliformes; Anguillidae. Gene Ontology annotation, cellular component: early endosome; late endosome. Gene Ontology annotation, molecular function: phosphatidylinositol phosphate binding.
GGCAGCAUGGGCUCUCCAUCCCUGUCCUAGUAGCUAUGCAGCCACAGACUAUUCCUGGCAGAGCCCCUGUUGUAAUUGUAAUUCCCCAAUUCAUACCACUGUAACCUUACCCACUGCCUGCUUUAUUGCAAAUUCCCUAACUGCCAUUUCUACUUUAUUCCCCAUGCUGCCGGCGGGGCUCUUUCUCCGAAUUUUGAGACCCCCCCCCCCCCCACCCACCCAUCAUCUGAGCCGCAUUAUGAACACUAAACAUUGACUGACUGACCAUGUUGGUCACCAAUCAACAUCCUGAGCCGACCAGAAGAGGAUGAGUUUGCCCCUUGAGCCUGGUUCCUUCUGAGGUUUCUUCCCAUCUGCCACAGGGAGUUUAUCCUGGCCACUGUUGCUCCUGUGGGGGUUUAGGCCAGGGUUGUCUGUGAAGCAUAUUGUGACAAAUGCUGUGAAAUGCGCUAUAAAAUGUAUUUUGUCAUUUUCCAUAAACACAUUUAUUGAUCAUAUAAUUCUUAAAACACAAUUCAUUCAUUUCACCGCAGCUGUAUUAUAAACAUGAUUUCCCAUCCAUCAGUACAAAAAAAGGCAUUUUUGAAUAGGUGCCACUUUUGACCCAUUUUGGACAUAAGACUAUAUAGCCUUGUAUUGUAUGUAUUUUCCAUAAAAACACAUUAUUAAUCACAAAAUUCCUAAAACUCAGUACUGUUUACUUUUCUUGUUGUUGGUUAUGGUUGAGCAUGACCUAGGGUUUCUUUUUAAUUUAAUUUUUAAAAUUAGGAUUCAUGCUUAACCUCAUUGAAGAAGACAUCAUUAAAAUGAAUGUUUAAACAGUUUAUGCACACUCUAGAAUGAAUAUGUUCAUACAUGCUUCUCAAGCUAAUUUUACGAAAUGCACAAGCUCUUGUACAUUUGCAAUUGUAAAAUUUGGAUGGCAGGUAUGCCACCCUGCCAAGUUACACCUUGGCAGGGCGGCAUGCCCCAUACCUACACAACACCAAGAAUUUGGUACUUUGCAGGGUUCUCCACAGAAAUCACCACAAUGACCACACUCUCAACCUAUAAAACAUUCAUUUCUAUACCCUUUGACCCCAUUUUAGCAGACAGAAUUCACAAAAUACUUCACACGUCCUCACAAUAAAGCCCCAAACUUGGAGGAUUUUUCAUUUUUUCCUUCCUUUUUCCUGCCUGAUUAUGUCAUCAUGAAUCCUCCAUUGGACAUUUAGGUACAUCCGCUAAUAAAAACAUCAGAAAAAAGAAAACGGUGGACAUACCUGUAUAUACAAGUGCACAUGUUUAAAACAACUAAAACUUACAAGCAUACAGUACAUUGAUGGGUACAACAAUUGUGGAUAGGUUUGUAAGAUUCAAUAUGUAUUUAAUAGGCCUCAAUAUGUCUAAUUUGAUCUGUAUUUUUCUGCCUGGCUUUUCUGUAGUAUUAAUGAUUGUAUGUUACUUGGUAUAAAUGUUUGUAAAUAUGAAUGUUACAGGCUGCUAGGGAAAUGUCCCUAUGGGGAUGAUUAAAUAUUCUACAUGUGUGUAUGUAUGUACAGUAUUUAUUUUACAAUCAGAAUUUAUUUUAAAUUUCAGAUAUACAAGUACUUGGAUGUGUUGUAAAAUGAACUUGACAACCAAGUAUAAACAUCCCUUCUGGAGGAAUAUGCUUUCUGUAUGUAUUCACCAGCAGUUUCAUAUUCAUUUAAAUGUCUUGCAUAAGGCACUUUUUGUAAUUUGGCACUUUGUCAUCAUUCAAACUUUGUUCAAAUCAUUGUCUUCAAAUGGUAAGAUUAACAAGCACGGAACCGCCCAGACCCACGGCGCAACUCGCUUUCGCAGACACGUUUUAGCUGGCACCACCUGCGAAUGCGUCCGACUGAACGUCCGUGAGUGACCACAAUUUGCCAUGCAUAGCCCACGGUGGCAGUCCUGCCUGUGCGCCGUGGGGAAAAGAGGGGGCGCUCGAAGCACAAACCAACAGGGGAAGGUGAUCUGGAGUUCCCUGCUGCUACAUUGAUCAUGGAGAUUAUAGAGGCAGAGGACAGUGUGCGCAGGCAGGAACACUGGAAGCUGCUGUCCAGCCUCAAGACAACGGUGGAGGGGCUGCUGUCCACAAACAACCCCAACGUGUGGUCCCACUAUGGCGGACUGCAGCAGCUGCACAAGGACAUGAACAACAUCCUGAGCCACGGCCUGAAGCAGGAGCAGGUGUGCUGCAAACAGAAAGAUUACUGGCGCUUCGUUUGGUGUGUGCGCUACAUCAGUCCCCACCUGGCCUUUCAUGUUGAGCAGUUCAGCCAGUUGGAGCCAGUGCUGGCCUCUGGGGUCCAGAGCUCUGGGGAGGCAUACAAGGCUCAGCGUUGGCUUCUGCACAGCCUGCAGGAGCACUGUCUGUCUGCGCAGCUACGACCUCUGCUGUGCCAUCAGUCCCACACACGCAAGUACUACAGCGACGAGGCCUUUGUGCUCAGUGAACUGCAUGUCUCUCUCAUGCUGCAGUGCCUGGAGGCCGUGGAACAGAAGGAUCCUGGGCUGCUGGCCCUCGUGGACACGCUUAGGCUGUCUCACCUGAGGGGGGCAGCGUUGGGCCUGUUGAAGAGCCUGUGUCUGUUUCCCGGGGCCCCCCAGCUAUCUUCUGCCUCAUCUCUGUGUGUGUCAGACAGCUCUCUCUCAGGUGGGACAAAUGGGGCUCCCUGGGAGUUUGGGGGUGGGGAGCAGGAGACCCCUGGAAAAUCAGCCGUACCCCAGAUCUGGCUGACUGAGCCCAUAUCCCCUGUGGAGGACACCGGGGACCCAGGGGACCCUGCUGACCGUGAUCUGAAUGACGGGCUCAAGUACCUGUCCAUCAGCAACCUGGGCCACCGGGGGCAGAAGUCCCCUCGCAACACGGCCCGCAGACAGCACAAAGCCCCGCCCCCACAGAGCCUCACAGCCCCGCCCCGCCCACGUAGCGCCUCCUACUCUGAAGGCCAAAGCGGGUCUGGACAGAGCCACAGGGGUCACACCCGCUCUGUGUCUGACACAGGCACACAGAAGCACAGCAACGAAGCAGCUGCAGAGGUGUGUAGUGUGAAACAACACUAUGGACCCUUUUCCCAGAACAGCGAUAUCAGUACCAGCUUGCUGUCCAUGACCUCAGAAGGCUCGCUGAGCAGCAGCAUGUCGGAUGCCAUGUUCUGUAGGCCGCUGGAAGGACAGAGCCUCCUCAGCUACCUGUCAGAGCUGGACUUUGGCAGCUGUGCAGACCUAGAGAAGGAGAAUGCCCACUUCAGCAUCUCUGAAUCGCUGAUCGCCGCCAUUGAGCUGCUGAAAUGCAGCCUGGAUGAAGGUGAGGAAGAUGAGAGAGAUGAGGAAGAUGCAGAAGAUGAGGACAGUGACUGCGGGAUCCAGCAGCUGCAGCCCCACACACAGAUGCACCACGCUUCCCUUCUUGCAGCCUUCCCUUCCACAGACAGUGGGGGUUCUAGGCCGAGCUCCCAGGAGUCCUUGCACCUGUUGCACCUGGGUUCAGCUGAGGAGGCGGAGCAGUGUGAGCUGCCAGGUGCAGACAUCAAACACCACGUGACGUGCUUGAGCAGCAGGUCCUCCCUGAGCUCUGAGUCCAUCUCUUCCUCCCUGCAGUCCAACUCUGCCCAGUUUGUGGCCAUGGGGCUCCUGCGCCAGUUUGAGGGGGUGCAGCUGCCUGCUGCUCCUGAUCUGGACUGGCUGGUUCCAGAGCAUGAUGCUCCCCAGAAGCUCCUGCCCAUCUCAGACUCCAUGCCUGUUACCCCUGACGAUGGCGAGCGUGCUGAUGUGUGCACACUACAUAUUCGCAUGAGAGGGAAUCAGGAGUGGGCCCCGCCCCGACCUGAGGUCAUCUUAAACAUCCACCCCGCCCCCAAGCGGAAGGUGAUUGUGGCCAGGCAGAAGUACUUGUGUGCUGGCUGUGGGACCCCUACUGACCCAGGUUACAUAAAGAGACUGCGCUAUUGUGAGUACCUGGGCAGGUAUUUCUGUCAGUGCUGCCAUGAGAAUGCCCAGGUGGUGGUACCUGGACGGGUCCUCAGGAAGUGGGAUUUCACCAGGUAUCCUGUCAGUAACUUUGCCCGGGACCUGCUGAGUAAGAUCGCAGCAGACCCCCUCUUCAACCUCGCUGACAUCAACAGCAGCCUGUACAAGAGAGUCAAACGGCUGGAGGUGGUGCGGCUUGUGAGGGUACAGCUUUUCCACAUGAAGAACAUGUUGAAGACAUGCCGACUGGCGAAAGAGGUGUUAGAUGAGUUUGACUCUCUUCCGGAUCACCUGACAGAGGACCUACACCUCUUUUCCCUCAAUGAUCUUGGAGCUGUGCGCCAUGGAGAACUGGUCCCCCAGCUACGAGAUUUGUUGCGCUUGGGUUCCAUGCAUGUGGCUGCCUGUGAGUUGUGCCAGGCAAAAGGAUUUGUAUGUGAGUUCUGUGGCAAUGACAAAGACAUCAUAUUCCCCUUUGAACUGAAAAAGUGCCCGUGCUGUGAAGGUGAGCCCCCCCUGCUGGCUGGAGGACUAGGUGGCAUGGGGACAUGCUCAGCGCACUCCUGGAGAGACUGGAAGUUCCCACUGCCAGGAAGAUCAGCCAGGGCUGUGUCCCAGGAAGGAAAGGGGGGGCAGGAAGAGGAGGAUAGAAAAGAAGAGAAGGAAGAAAAAGGAAUUUACCAAAUUACCAAAUCCUUUUCUGUGGGUAAAGAAAAGGCAGAGGGGGGUAGCACUGCAGAGGAGGGACACAGUCAAACGGAACAAAGGAAAUCAUUUUUUGGUGGACUGGCUAAGGUGUUUUCCUGGGAUAGAAGAGGUGUUGGAGAGGAGGAAUUGGGGUUAGCCUUAGCAGAGGCAGGAGGUGUGAACCAGGCAGAAAUGAGAGAUGAGAGACAGGCGAAGUCACAGACUGAGAGAUGGAAUCACAGACUGGGAGGCGGAGUCGCAGGCAGAGAGGCGGAGUCACAGACAGAGAGAGCUGGCAGGACGACUGAUACAGAACAACAUCACAGAAUAGACAAACAAAAAUUAUUCAAAGUUCUGAAAGUGGGUGAACUGUCUAAAGUCUUUUCCAGGGAAAAAAAAAAGAACAAGCAAGAAAAAGAGGCUGAUAUCAGAGGACAUGAUGAGGUAGAAAUUGAAAGUGUGGAAGGGCCAGCCGAGGAAGGAGGAGGAGAGCUGGUGGAUGUUAGCAGGCUGGAUAAAGCUUUAUUUCUGGGUAAAAAUGUGGAAGUGGAGAAGGAGGAUUGCCAGUUAAUGACUGGAGCAGAGGAGGAAGGGGUCACUAGUAAAAGUGUGGUCAGUAGAGAAUCAAGCUAUGGGAAGAUCUGGAAAGGCCCAAAACCAAUCAAACUCCAAAAGAUUUUUCUCAAAGAGAGGAGUGAGAGAGAAGGGGUGGGAUCUGUUGUUCAGAUGACAGCGGAAGAGGGACAGUAUGGAGAGGAGGAGGGGAGUGGGAAUGUGGAGCUAAUCAGGGGGGCGUCCAACUGGAGAUCUCAGAGAACUCGGAAAGCCAGAAGAAUGAAGAGUAGCAGAGCGAGGGACGUUUCUGAGGGUAAACCUGGAUCGAGGGAAGAAGAGGAUGGGGGGGUUGAAGAGGCAGGGAGAGAGGGGAGUUGAGAGGAUUUUGGAAUCCCUGAGGAGGAGGGUCAGACAUCAGACACCAGGCAGAAGACAGGAAGUGAAGGAUUAGGGAGGAAGUGAGAAAAGCUCAGUGCAGCUGAGGCUCAGCCUCUGAGCUCAGCCAAACUGGCAAGUGCAGAGAGAGAGAGACGUGAAAAGUGUUUUCACCAACCGAAAUCCAGUCUGAGAUUCCACCAACCAGAAACUGCACUCUAUGAUUCCACCAACCAGAAUCCACAGUCUGAGAUUCCACCAACCAGAAACUGCACUCUGUGAUUCCACCAACCAGAAUCCACAGUCUGAGAUUCCACCAACCAGAAACUGCACUCUGUGAUUCCACCAACCAGAAUCCACAGUCUGAGAUUCCACCAACCAGAAACUGCACUCUGUGAUUCCACCAACCAGAAUCCACAGUCUGAGAUUCCACCAACCAGAAACCACACACUGUGAUUCCACCAACCAGAAACCACACACUGUGAUUCUACCAACCAGAAACCACACAUUGUGAUUCCACCAACCAGGAUCCACAGUCUGAGAUUCAUAAAAAUUUCUACCCCCCUGAAAGAGGGGGAAAGAGGUGGAGAAAAAAGGAGAGGGCAUAGGAUGGGUUAGAGGGUAGGGUUAAUGGUGGAUAGGGCGUAGGGUUAAUGUUAGGUGUGGGCAGGGUCUGAUUCAAGGGCAUAAAGUGUUGGAAAUUUUGACCCCUCAGUCCCCAAAGUGUUUGGGUCUCUGUUGGAGUUGGAAUCUGCGUAGUGUUGGGGCUCUCUGUUGGAGUUGGAAUCUGCUUAGUGUUGGGGAUCUCUGGAGUUGGAGUGGUGGGUAAUCUCAUGGUGCUGGACUUUGCUUCCUGGCUGGUUGGUUGGUUGGCUUUGUGGCUGAAGGAUUUUGCCUUGCUGUUGAAGACGGUGGGAGGUUUGUUCUGUUCUUUCUCUCUGUCUCUGACUGCAGUGUUCUGAUUCUGUGCUCAUCUGAAGCACAUCUGUAACACCUGUCCAAUUCCUGAACAUUACUGGCACUUUUAAAAGAAACAUCUAUUUUGACUAAUUUGAAUAAAACUCUUCAUUGCAUUGAUUGCACAUUUUAUUUUGUAAUAUUUUGUUGAAGAUUUUCAGGGAUUUACAGAAGUAAAUUCUGAGUUUCAAAACAUUUGAAAUACACAUUUUACCCAUGCCUGGUUAACUGUUGGUGCUUGAAUUACAAAUGGAAAGACAAUGGGAUGCUAAUGUAAAAACUGCCUGUCAGUCCAUUUAUUUGAAACAUGCUUGAGUACCAAAGGUAAUUAAUUGAUACAUAUCUCUUGUCUAAGUGUCUAAGAGUCUUGUUUCAUUGUACAAUGGUUUAAUGACUUCAGACUGACACCAUGGUUUUAACCAUUAAGAACCAGGAGACAGCUGUAUUUUGGUGGAGAUACCACAGCAUGGCUUUAUUAUUCUUGUGUGGAAAAAGUCAGUCUUUGUGCAAUUUAUGAAAUAAACCCAUCUGUGAUCUGCAA